AUGUGGUCCAUCUCUCGGGUUGCUGCCUUGCUGUUUGGGGCUGGCAGUCUACUGCCCGCUGUUGAUGCAAACAAUAUAGGCACCUUCGGCAAUCCCUCCGUUACUGCUCGUCCUCGUUUUCGUUAUUGGCUCCCCGAUUCCAGUGUCAGUGCUGAUAUACUCAAGAAUGACAUUAGAUCAGCGGCAUCGAUUGGUGCAGGUGGUCUUGAGCUGUUGCCAUUUUUCGGUUAUGGAGGCGCCAUGCACCCCGAGCCGGCCGGGGCCGACUGGGCCGCGUCAAACUUCGGGACUCAACAGUUCAAUGAUAUUUUUCGAGCCGCAUUGGAAGCCCAUAGCGAGACGGGCCUCAAGAUGGAUUUUGCCAUGGGGCCCAAUCAGGGACAAGGCGUACCCGCCAGCACAGGAGACGAUGGCCUUCAGUGGGACUUGGUUCCAUUCACCGUACCGGUCCCGAAUGGGACCUUUGACGGCACGAUACCAGGCUGGGGAGUCGGUGAAUUGGUAUCACUCGUCUUGUCCGAGGUCACGGCCGUUGAAAACAAGACAUACUCGGCUUCAAACGGUUUCACGACGACCAAUGGUUCCUACAUUCAGUAUACUCUGAAGAAUGGGACGCUGGAGGAUUAUACUCACACCGUGGACAUCGCCACUGGGAAUAUGCUACUCAGCAUUGAGUCACUGACCAACACCAGUUCCUAUCAGCUCUUUGCGUUUUACCAAAAGCUUUCCCUCAACAAGAACUUGGACAUAACGAGAGAAACAACAAAAACAAUCUUUGAUAAUGGUUCCUACAUUGUGGACCACUACUCCUCUUUAGGUGCAGACACGGUGACAAACUUUUGGGAGGACUAUAUUCUCAGUGAUAAUGUUACGACACUACUGAGAGAAGUCGGCAAUUACGGGUGGGAAGACAGUGUGGAGAUGCAUUCAAAUAUCUCUUGGUCUCGCUCACUGCCGGAUCGCUUCCAGCGACUAAAGGGAUAUGAUGUUCGAGUCUUCCUUCCAUUGCUUUCAUUUGCAGAAAACAAUGUUGGUAUUCAGACAGACGCCCCCGGCUCUUUCAAGUGCGUGCUUGACACGGAAGACGAAGGCCAGGGCUAUCAUAAUGAUUUCCACGCCGUGCUUCAGGAUGGCUAUCGGGAGUACCUCCAAGCUCUUACCAACUGGACCCACAACACAUUGGGCCUCGAGUUCUCUGCUCAGCCGUCUUACAACCUGCCCAUGGAUAUGGCGGCUACAAUCCCCGACGUUGAUGCCCCAGAAUGCGAAAGCUUGGGCUUCCUUGACAACAUUGAUCUCUACCUCAAAUUUUCAGGACCUGCACAACUAGCUGGAAAGCGUGUUAUUUCAAACGAGCUGGGCGCCGUAGGUGGUAAAGCGUUCCAAUACACGAUCCCGGACCUGAUCUUUGAGGCCAAUCGAGGGUUCGCCGGCGGAGUCAACCAGUACGUGAUCCAUGGAAUGGCAUACACGGGUACCUACUAUAACAGCACUUGGCCUGGCUACGUACCGUGGGAGUAUAUAGUCUCUGAGACUUGGAACGAGAAACAACCAGUUUGGAGCCAUGGGAUGGAAGACGCAAUGAAUUACCUUUCGAGGACGCAGCAGGUUCUUCAGACCGGAGUCCCUAGGAUUGAUCUUGCGGUCUUUUGGAAGCAGUCUAUUACCACGCUGACCCCGGGAUAUAACCUGACUUAUUUGACACAAGAAGGAUGGACUUAUUCCUACAUCUCUUCGGAGAAUUUUGGCCUACCGGGUGCCUACAUUGAGAAUAACGUCUUGGGUCCUGAUGGCCCUGCAUGGAAAGCACUGAUUGUGUACAGCUCGCAAAACCUUACCGUGUCAGCACUGGAAACACUCUCUGAGUAUGCAGAUGAGGGUCUCCCCGUGGUACUUGUCGACGGAGACCCGGGGUGCUACUCUCUCAAGGACAGGAGCCCUUGCGAGAACUAUUCAUCACAACUUGUGGCUCUCAAGGACAGGGACACGGUAUACUCAGCAACUGCAGAGGCUUUGUCAUCCCUGCUGAAAAGCCUUGGAAUCAACCCGCGCAUCAGUGCGGAUCAGAAGGGAUCAAUGUACACAGUGUGGCGAGAUUUGGCCCAGAACGCCACAGAGUACGCAUUUAUUUUCGCCGACCUCGUGCCAUUUUCUGGACACAUCACUUUUGCAACGACAAAAACGCCAUAUCUGCUGAACGCUUGGACUGGAGAGCAGUCUCCGAUUCUCGCCUAUGCACAGAACGAGUCAACCAUAACAAUCCCGAUUGAUCUGAAGGUAAAUCAAACCAUUUUGCUGGCCUUUUCGGAUUCGCUGUCAACCGAGAUCCCGACUCCAGCUAGCCACAUUACCCAAACCACAUCUCAAAUCGUUGGAUACGAAUUCAAUGAAACGACAGGGAUCAGCUAUAUUCGUGUUGGGUCCUCGCAAUCGACGGAAACCCUGAGCACAUUGACAGGUGAAAACUUCACCAUCAACUCGUCCGACGUUCCUGAUGCCUUUGCACUCUCGAACUGGACUCUGGUAGCAGAACACUGGGAAGCACCAAGCAAUCUAUACGACGUGGAAACUAUUGCUGUCAAGAGAAACACAACUCAUGAAUUGAACCAGCUGCAAUCGUGGCUACAGAUACCCGAGCUAGUCAACGCAUCCGGUAUUGGCUACUACACUACAACGUUUGACUGGCCGCCUUUGGAGAGCGACAAUGCCACGGAUCUCGGUGCCUAUCUUACGACAUCCGCACUUCUCAACGUGGUCCGCUUGCAAAUCAACGACCACUUGUUUACGGGAUUGGACCCUACUAAUCCCAAGAUUGACAUUUCCCAUGCCCUGCAUAGGGGCACAAACGAUGUCCUCAUUAUGGCACCAACGGUCAUGUGGAAUUAUCUAAAAACUAUUUUUAAUGAGCUGAGAAAUGCAGGGACUGUGCCACUUUUGGUGCAAUACACCGAGUUACUUGGGGCGGCCCCCGGUGGAAUAGAUGUGGGGUUGACGGGAGAAGUACUUGUAUCUCCCUUUCAGACGAUUGCUAUUUCGUGA
Molecule: messenger RNA, 3039 nt
Organism: Pestalotiopsis fici W106-1
Lineage: Eukaryota; Fungi; Ascomycota; Sordariomycetes; Amphisphaeriales; Sporocadaceae
Exons: 4
Coding region: 1-3039 (1012 amino acids)
Source: RefSeq, a predicted model, not a curated record